This is a messenger RNA of Notodromas monacha, 4220 nucleotides long. Lineage: Eukaryota; Metazoa; Arthropoda; Ostracoda; Podocopida; Cyprididae. The record is from the annotation of a GenBank genome assembly.
AUUUAAUUCGUGUUUCCGCAGGUUACUGCUUGAAGUACUCUCCAGUCUCAGUGCGCUAUCUGAAGCAGCUGCGAAGUUUUUCCGAUGUGAAUUGACGUAAUUCUACGAAUGUGAUCGAGUUUAUUUUCGCGCGGCUGUUCGAAUAUUAGCAUCAUGUCAACCAUGGAUCCUUCGGAAGUAUCUCUGACGACUGUUGCGACCACCUUCGUGGCCAACGCAUCUGAAAUGUCCAUUUUUGAUGGCAACGGAAGUAAAUCGAGCAGCUCGAUGCAAGCUCCUGUUGAAUCGUCAACGAAGUCUCCCGAGCAGUACGCCCUGAAGGCAAUUUUUCUGCAAACAGCCUCGGCUCAGGUCAUCGCGGGAUUGUUUACGUGGGCAGCUUUAAUUAUUACAUGCCACCAGAUUUACCAAUACCUGCGGUUCUACACGCAUCCCCCGGAACAGCGAUGGAUUGUGCGGAUACUCUUCAUUGUCCCUAUCUACGCGUUUGAUUCCUGGCUUUCCCUGCUGUUCUUUCGAAACGAAGAGUAUUAUGUGUAUUUCGACACGGUUCGAGAUUGUUACGAGGCUUUCGUCAUCUAUAAUUUCUUGAGCCUCUGCUAUGAAUAUCUUGGUGGAGAAGGGAAUAUCAUGAGUGAAAUACGUGGAAAACCCAUAAAAUCCAGUUAUGUGUAUUGCACGUGCUGCCUGAGUGGGAGGACCUACACUAUUGCGCAUUUAAGGUUCUGCAAGCAAGCCACUCUGCAAUUUUGCUUCGUCAAGCCGGUGAUGGCAUUUAUUACCAUCAUUUUGCAAAGUUUCAACCAUUAUCAUGAUGGAGAUUGGAGUCCGGACGGGGGUUACAUCUACAUUACGAUCAUCUACAACUUCUCUAUCAGCUUGGCGUUGUAUGGUCUUUUCCUCUUCUACUUUGCCACAAAAGACAUGCUUGCUCCAUUUGAUCCCGUGAUAAAAUUCUUCACGGUGAAAAGCGUCAUCUUCCUCUCUUUCUGGCAAGGCGUUCUGCUGGCAGCCCUCGAAAAAGGAGGUGUUAUCCAACCAUUGGACAAGGCCGAAGAUGGAAGCAGUGGCACAAGCGCGGGAACCGUAUCUGCUGGCUACCAGAACUUCCUAGUUUGCAUUGAAAUGUUUUUUGCGGCCAUUGCUUUGCGAUACGCAUUUCCCAUUUCCGUGUAUUCCCCGGCUGCUGGGGCCGGGAUGGGCUUUGGACAAGGCCGCUCUGUAACAAUGCAGAGUAUUUCGUCGUCCUUGAAGGAAACCAUGAAUCCAAGGGACAUCAUGACUGACGCAAUACAUAAUUUCCACCCGCAGUACCAGCAUUACACCCAGUACAGUUCAGGACCGAGGAGUCCAACACGGAGCCCACAAGGGACCCGACGCGUCCCUGGAGAACCAGACGAGGCACUUCAGGACAGGGGUCACGUUACAAGGGAAUCCGCGUCGGCUGUGAGGUAUGGAAUCUCUUCAUCGAACGCUGAAGCUCCUACAAUUCCACACACAUCGCAGAAAAGUAGACGCGUCACUCCCCCGGUCGUCAAAACCACGGAGCCCUCUGAUUUCUCUUACCAGACUCAAGCGCCGGCGAAUUCCCGACCUAUCGUGAACGAUCCUGCUGCAGUGCCCCGCCAACGAAACAAUGAGAAAACCCUGCUUCUUUCGUCUGAUGAGGACGUUCAAUGAAUCCUUGAUUUGUGAAUUUUUGUUGAGGCAGCGGCUCUGUGCGAUUUACUUUCUAAAAAUCCUGCGUUUGAGCCGAUUGGAGCAUUGCAAAUACUUGGACAUCAUGUCGAACUGACUCUUCAUUAUGUACGUGAGUUGAUGGAUGUCAAUUUCGGAGGCGUCUCGCGUAAUUGUUUUUCUGAAGCAUCUUCUGAAGUACACGAGGCCACGAAGACUUAUCUUUUAGAUACUUCCUGAUUUAUUCAUGCAAGACAUGCGUUACAGUUCCCUCUCUUCGAUUUUCAUUAUCUUGUGGAAUUUUGACUCGACGCUUCAGAUUAAUAUUCUGAACAGUUCAUGAUUCAAAUUCCCAUUGAUCAGUCGUUCCAAUUUCGUUGAACUGAAAUAUCAGCUUGUACUGCAUAUCAGGGCGAGUUGUAAUCAAUCAUCUUGACCAAAGGUUGUAUUCAUUGAGGUGGGUGAAAAUGUAGUGAUGUACGAGGUCUCACUUUCUAAAUAGGUCAUAUUUUUGCGAGAACACCACAAAGAUUCAUAAUUGAAGUGUAUUUUUUUAGAGAUCCAGAAUUGGUAGAUGUGAAUGUCAUGAUGUCCAAGUAUUUGUAAAGCUGAAUAAAAUUAACUACCUCUGUAAGGCGCAGCUUAAAUUUUUUUCCCUUACGGGUUGUGACUGUUUAAAUCCAACUAAUGUCCCGCUCAAAAGUGUUUUCCUGUGUUACCAGGCGUUACUCUUGGCUUUUGUCGACAAUCGACGGUUCAUCCCUUCAACGAGCGAUACAUUCCAAGUGUGCGAGAAUUUUUUUUUCGGGGCGAAAGUUGAGCCAAAGAUGGUGCGAUGGAACGACUUGUUAAGCCUAAUUUCAUGUUCGCUGUGUUCUUCGCUCUUGGAAAGGAAAAUUGCUGAAGCUUUACUGAUUUUAUCAUGGUACGUGACGUGAAGGAAGAAUUUAGUUUUAUUCCACUGAACGAUCUCUCUCGCCCUUCGUUCACGUUUUCUUGAACUGACUUGAUCAGGUUUCGAGUGCGCGUGUUUUCUUUGGUCUUGAGCUGAGUGGAGAUAAGGUGCGGAGGAAAAUAAUCGAGAACGUGGUGGACAGGAGAGUGGAAGUAUUUGCUCUUUCUAUGUUUUCUCGGUCACUGCGUAUUGGAAAAGGAGUGUACUUCUCAACGAUGAAAAUGAUACUGAGAACUAAAACUCCAUGACGUGAUCAGGAAAUGCUCGAUGGGUGUUCGUGGGUGGGUUUUUAAUUGAUUCUAGAAGUUGAUCUUCGCAUUCGCACAGGGUGUCCAGAUAAGUCACUGUGCACUUGUGCUGUCAUAAAUCCUUAAUUUAUUCAUUUUUUAAUCUGUCCAUAAGAGGAAAAUCAUUUUGGUUAGAUGUCACUGGCUAUUUGCACGUGAGCCUCGCGGUGGUAUUUGACGAUGUUGGAUAAUUUUCCAUUAUGAAAAUUUGGUUAUAAAAUAAGGAUAAUUCAUCUGCACUUUUGCAUCAAGUCGUAGAUUAUGUUGGCUUAUCACCAAUUUCUUCUUUGCUGAAAGUAAAAUUACCAUAGAAAUUUAAAUAAUAUAAAAUUAUGUAGAUUUCCCAGGCGAAGUUACGGCAUCGCCUAUAAUUUUUCAGACUCUUCGUACAAAUUAAAUUUUCUUACAGAAUCGUUAAAUCGAGCUGGAAAUGAAUUUGCUCGAACUUAAUUAUAACGGUAGCUUUGUUACCUGUAAGUGAUGGGAGAAUGUGGGCAAGGUUAAUUGAAGGUGCAUGGAUUCGACUUUCAUUACUGUCCAUUACGACUGUAUGGCCAAUCAUGAAACAAACCUUGUAAUUACCAAAUUGAUGAUGCCCGUCUCUCAACAACUGAAAUUGUUAACUCCUCUGCCAAGUAAAUUUUUGGACAUCCUGUACUUGCCAUAGUUGUGCUGCGAUUCAAUUUUUACUGAAGGUCAAUUGGAUUCCCACGUUUGCUUUUUUUUGCAUUUCUUUCGUGAUUCAUUUUCUUUUUAUGUGUUCUGCAGUAGUGGACAUCCGGUGAGCAAGUCCUGAUACUCGUAAGUUACGUCGUUAUUCGUGGGAGGUUUCUUUGAAAAGGCGGGAAUCGUUAAUUGUUUCGUUUGGUUUAACCUUGCCCAGUGUUGACGCAAGCGUUAGUUAAGCUAGCUGUGUUUGCCAUAGAGAUAUCCUGACAAGUUAUAAUGGCUUUAUUCCCGGGAGUGUGUUUUUUUCUUGUCGUACCCGACCUGGUUAGCGAUUGCCAAACGUUUCCCUAUUUUUAAAUUUUUAUUUGUGUGCCUCCGAAGGCUGUUAGACGCACUCGUUAAUUUGCAGCUAAGUUCUCGGCGUACUUUCCGUAUUUGGGAAUCCCGGCAGGUGGUUUGCUUUGAUGCGAACUUUUUUUUAUGUGAUGCGCAAGAAUUUUUGAGGUGACCAUUUUUUUGGGGGGCUUAUCCUGCGAUAGAUAGAGCAGCAGACAUCGUCCCCACGAAGGUGUUUGGAUGUUUUGGAAUGCUUGAAAUGCAGAUAUCGAUGUGAUCCGUGAAAUUGCAGAACA